Molecule: messenger RNA, 936 nt
Organism: Lepisosteus oculatus (spotted gar)
Lineage: Eukaryota; Metazoa; Chordata; Actinopteri; Semionotiformes; Lepisosteidae
Product: G-protein coupled receptor 183-like
Biological process (GO): adenylate cyclase-activating G protein-coupled receptor signaling pathway; regulation of metabolic process
Cellular component (GO): plasma membrane; cytoplasm
Molecular function (GO): G protein-coupled receptor activity
Source: RefSeq, a predicted model, not a curated record
AUGAUUUCGCUGAACCUCACUGUGCCGUUAGCGGUGGACUUCAAUGACGCUGCAGAUUAUUUAAUUUUUAUAGCAAAUCUACUAAUCGCGACCAGUGCUGUUCUCGUGGCUGGCUCGGUUGUGUUGGGUAUUAUUUGUAAACGAUCGCUACGAGCGCAGAACAGGUUUAUUUUCAUGCUGAACACCAGCGUCAGUGACACUCUGUCUGGGGUAGGCGGUUACUACAUCGGACUGUUUGAUGUGCAGGAGGGCUAUGCGUCCAGUAACGACACCUAUUACAUAGUGCCUAUGCUACUGAGUGUCAAUAUUAUGACCAUCUUGUUUUCACAGGUGGACCGAUUCCUUGCUGUAGCUUAUCCUUUUGUUUACACUCGUUUUAUAACUAGAACUGUAGUUAUAGAAGUUUGUUUUUUCGCUUGGUUUUACACGUAUUUACUUCUGACGAUUCUGAACCUCGUUACGUUCGAAGUGGUUACAAAAAUACGUGCAUAUAGCGUUUUGACCUUGCAGGCUAUAAUAAUCGCCAAAGUGCUGUUGAACGUGAAACUCUACCUCAUCGCUAAAUACCAGAUUGCUCGCGAACCGCCGGGUCCAGAGAGAGACAGCAAGAAAGAGUCCCUGAGACUCAUCAUCGUGGUGGUAGUCUGCUUCCUGGCGCUCUGGAGUCCUCGCUUUUACUACAUUAUGGUGCUUCAAAUGACUGGCUCCAGAUACAGGUUUAGAAACUACGCCAACGAUCCUUUCAGUAUGAUGUUAAGAUUCACUUCAACUAGUACCCCCGGACUGUACAUCUGGGGGAGCCCCGCUCUCAGGGAGGCUGUGCUGAAGACGGUGUGGGGGAGAGUCUGUCCCCCAUUAAAAAAAAGGCUCGUCUCAGACUACGAAAGAAAGUCCAAUCAUUCCGAAGGAAUACCGUGUGUGACCAAGGUGAACUGA